Molecule: messenger RNA, 1376 nt
Organism: Sander lucioperca (pikeperch)
Lineage: Eukaryota; Metazoa; Chordata; Actinopteri; Perciformes; Percidae
Exons: 4
Coding region: 74-943 (289 amino acids)
Source: RefSeq, a predicted model, not a curated record
ACAGCAGAGACGAUUAUUAUUCCUGGUAGAGCAAGAUCCUUUCAGAUAUAAUGCUUUCGAGAUUAUCUAUGAAAUGAUAAUGAUGUGUACAGAAGAUACUACGGUGUUAGUGGAUGAGGUUCUUCACAGCAUCUUCUUUUUGGGAAAGAUCAAAAUGCCGAUAUUUUCCCCAGCAGAUAUUGUGAGUGAUGAUCCUCACUUGAUAAAUACAUUAAGGGAGCCACACCCCGGGCCUUUUGACCACUAUUCCUCUCAGGUACCCAGGAGGAGUCCAUUUUCAUGUGUGCUCGACAUGGUUGUCAACGUGACUGGACAAAACAACGAAGGAGAAAUCAGACAGUGGCUGCAAACCUUCGUCGGUAGACUGCGGGGGGAUAUUAACAAACCUCUGGUCUCCAAAACCAUCUGUGUCUCUCAGAGCAAUCCCCCAGGUUCAGUCAGGUUCUACGGAGUCUCCAUGUCCGCUGAUGGCGCUGUACCAAAGAAAAUCCUGAUUGGUGCUUCCUGUCUCAGCAGCUGGGAUGAGUAUGUAGCUGACGCAGUGAUGACCUACUAUCCAGAGCCAAAUAGAAGGCCAUUUGUCAGAAAGACAUAUUUCGAUGGAACCAUCAGAGUUCCAGAGAAUGUCCGGUGCGAAACGUUUGAUCUCUAUGACGGAGGAUUAAAGCCUCCUUGUAAGUCAUGUGGUGAGUUGUUUGGUUUGACAACAACUGAAACAAGGGGAUUCGCCCACGGCAACUGUGCCGAAGCUGAAAGUCUGAGCAACUUGUUUCAAGGUGAUGAAGCAGUUAGAGAACAAGCACGACCAACAUCUGUAACGUACACAGAGCAGAACAGAGAGAGGGCUAGAAACAGUGUCCUUGAGGCGCUUAGAGGUUUGGUGCGCGCCUUUGAGGGAUUUACUCAAUGGACACAUGUAGAUAGUUUCUACAUCCCACAGUAGGUCAGAUCUUAAAAGGGGAAAGACUGAAUCAGGGCCGGGACAAUGUGCUUUAGAUUUGAUUCUUUCCUGAUACAUGAGUGUGAUUUUCAUUUAUUGUUAUUCAAUAGGAGUUUUGGGAUCUUCUUUUCCUUCUUUAACAAAAACAAAAGUUUAAUAAAACACGUCUAGAGACGAUAUAUCAGGAGAUAUUUCUAAAAACUAACAUGUUUUCUAAGAAGAAUGACAUCACGUCAGUCAGUCUGAUGUUGAUUUACUUUAUAAAGAAGAACAUAAGACGGAUUUUCUGCUGUUUCUGCUUUCGCUCUGUUUCCCUGGAAACAGAUAUGAUGUAAUCGCCGUCGGCGUUACCAUAGAAACAGAACAUAUUUAUUUCAAUCAUUGGUAAAAACAUGAAUAAAAUAAAAAUAGAAUAUGCGGCAAUGAAUCGUUGUUU